This is a messenger RNA of Solanum tuberosum (potato), 1619 nucleotides long. Its product is annotated as Down syndrome critical region protein 3. The transcript has 12 exons. Gene Ontology annotation, biological process: intracellular protein transport. Lineage: Eukaryota; Viridiplantae; Streptophyta; Magnoliopsida; Solanales; Solanaceae. Bases 151 to 1104 code for a protein of 317 amino acids. The record is from RefSeq and is a predicted model, not a curated record.
AAAUUUCAAGUCUGAUACUCUUCCUAGCUGAGAGUAAUAUUCGUGGGGUAUCGGGUUUCGGCUGACCCGUCCGGUGCAAAUAAAUUCCGGCGAAAACUCCCGGGGUUAUUGCUCUUAGCAGCUUUGUUCCUUGUUGUCGUUUUCAUCGUCAUGUCAGUAGAGAUCAAACUUUCGCGAUCCAACCGCAUUUAUCGGCCUAAUGAACUAGUGGAAGGCAAAAUCGUAACGAAGCUCUCUUCUUCCAUUUCCCAUCAAGGCAUUCGACUCAAUGUCAACGCUUCAGUCAACUUGCAGGUUCGAGGAGGAUCAGCUGGUGUUAUUGAAUCUUUUUAUGGUGUUAUCAAGCCUAUAACAAUUCUGAAUAAGACUGUUGAGGUCCUAAAAUCUGGUAGGAUCAGCUCAGGUACUACAGAGAUCCCAUUUUCCUUCUGGUUGAAAGAUCCAGGAGAAAAACCUUUGGAAAAAUUUUACGAAACAUAUCAUGGUGGGGAUAUUAGCAUUCAGUAUCUGGCAUCUGUAGACAUUUCAAGAGGAUACUUACACAAGUCUCUAUCUGCCACAGUGGAGUUCAUAAUUGAAAGCGAAAAGGAGAAUCUUCCAGAGAAACCCAUUUCUCCUGAAAUGGUCAUCUUUUAUAUGACCCAGGACACACAGAGGCAUUCACUACUUCCAGAGCUAAAAUCAGGGGGAUUUAGGGUAAGCGGUAAAGUGUGCACUCUAUGUUCUCUGUCGGAUCCUAUUGAAGGGGAGCUCACUAUUGAAUCAUCUGCUGUUCCUAUCCAAUCCAUUGAGAUUCACUUGCUCCGACUGGAGUCAAUUUUGGUUGGAGAAAAGAUAGCAACUGAAUCCUCUCUGAUACAGACAACUCAGAUAGCAGAUGGAGAUGUAUGUCGAGGCAUGACUCUCCCAAUCUACAUUAUUCUUCCCCGUCUUUUGACUUGUCCGUCAAUUUUUGCUGGUCCCUUUUCCAUAGAGUUCAAAGUCACCCUCGUAAUAACCUUUCAGUCUGAGCAAUCGAAGGUGCAUUCGAAAUCCAAUUUCAAAACUCUUAAAUCAUGGCAUGCAGCGGAAAGUAUUCCCCUUGAACUAAUUCGGACGAAGUGAGAUGCUUUAGUCAGGGAUACUGAAGUCAUUGCAUAUGUCAAGGGGCGAAGACCCACUUACUGAUACUGGAUUUGGCACCUUGAGGAUAGACCUCUUAUGUGAAUCUUUCACCUGAAAGAUGACUAUCAUCAAGUUCAUUUGGUCGACCUUAUGGCCGUGAAACAAUAUUCUUGUUCUACAUGUGGAAAUUUUCCAUGAGAUGAUGCAAAGGAUAAUUGCACAUCUAGAUGGAUAAGUAAGGUGCGGAAGUGUAGAUUAUGGGGUGUGAAGAUGAGUUUGUUUUUCAGUAAGAACUCUAGCGACUAGCUGUUUUGACUCUUACACUGUAGAAAAGAUUGUACAUUCAAGCGCAAGUUUGCCAAACUGGUCUCAUGCAAGAGGCGGAAAAUCUGUCUUACAUGUCAAAAAACUAUCUGUUAUGUGUGUCUUCCAUGUUAGUAUAAAAGUAACUGUGGAUCUUCAUCUAAGGUAUGAUAAUCAUAAGAUAAUCCGUUACUGUUUCCUCUUCGAGCUAA